AGGAAAACACCCACGCCACAGCUCUUCGCCACCCGUCAUCAGUGAAAGCACUGUCCCUGGAGUUGUGGCAUUGGUCCUGGAGCUCUGGCCUUUUUCUUUCUUGCUCGUGUCUUUCUUUAGAGCGUAAUGCAGCGCUCCUCGCGAACACCAACUCAGCUUCGGUAGCCACUCGUCAAGAUAGCUCUCCAGGGUAUGCUGGAGCGGGCAACGUCAUGUUUCGAAUCCGGAGGAAGUCGCCUUCUGCGCGGUCGCAAGCGAUGUUUCCGAAGCCGGCGGAUGCUCCAUUCCUCCUUCUGGCAUCACGGAGCAGUUGAUUUGGAUUUGCCUGCGUGGUGGGCGACCGUUCUUCAACCCACCACGGCAGCGGGCCAAGAGACGGAUGGUAGAGGUGGGGGGGUUCAGCACCACGCGUCUCACGAUGCGCUCUUCCUGGAUUUUCUGUACCCGGCAAAGACACUGGCAUUGAUGAGGCGGAUUACAACCUAUGGGUGGGAAAGCUUGCGGCUCAGGCACACACGGGCUUCAAACGGGGUGCGGGUGCGACAAUUUUCUUCAACAGCCAUUGUGAGACGAAAGAAGGGCAAUACUCCGGGAGUUGACGGCGCCGGAAAUGACGGCAACGUCCAAGAUUCAGAUGAAAGUGAGAAUGGCCCCUUUCCGCCACCGGUGGCCGGCGAGGGAGGAUAUGAUCAUGACUCAAUUGGUGAGGACGGCCUCGAUGCGUUUGAUGCGGAUCCAUCCCUCGCGGACGAGACAUCACCUAUGCCUUUACCCGGCAAAGCUCCUAACAAGGCAGCCUUUCAGGACUCAGAGGCCACUUCAGACGCGUUAGAAGAAGACACCGAAAUCGCCAGCACACCAGAAGAGCUCCAAGAAAUGCUCAGCGCCGAUGAGGCCGACCACAGACUUGUUUGGAAAAUUUACCGGAGCUUGGAUGCGGAGAGCCGCACCCCUGAGAUUUCUGCGGACGUGCUGCAAUUCCUGGGUAGCAUCCGACCUUUCACUGCGGUGCAGGCUGAUAGAGCUCUGCAACUUUACGAACUCUUGCCUUUGGAGAACAGACGUGCCUCAUCUUACAAAUGCGCGAUCAUGGCGCACCUUAACAAUGGAGAUCUUGGAAAGGCUGCGCUUGUUCACAAACAAGCAAUUGAGGUUAAGAAGCUGAACACCGGCGACUUUGGCACUGCUGAGUUACUCGCCUAUGCCAUCAAUAAAGAACAAUGGCAACUAGCAGCCGAAGCUUAUCGCGCGGCCAACGCUGUUUCGGGAGUCUUCAUCCGGUAUUGGACGAUUGCACAAAAGAAAAUAGACCUCUUGCGCUUUCUUGAUGCUCUUUUGAUCUAUGCAAGAAGAUUGAGGCGUCGCUCGCAGUCAGCAAAUGACAGUGAACGCCUGAUGGGCCAUUUCAUAGUCGACUUCGCUGAUCAAGCAAUACGGCAGUCGGCCUCUCGCAUUUCUUCUCCUUCCGACCAAUUGCAGCUAUGGCGCUGUAUCUUGAGGCUCAAAUUCGAGGGUCUUCUGCGGUCUCGGCAUUUUGAGUACGCCAUCAAGGGGAUGGCCGGACAAAAGAUCAUGCAGUCCGAUGAAGUUCCCGAACUUGUCCGCAGGAUUUAUCAAAUGUACAUCUCGGCGGCAAAGUCGGGGUCUGUCGAAGCCAGUCAGAGUCCACUCUAUUCCAUGCUUUUGGCUUUGACAAAGUAUCCUCGAUCGUCCAAGGGCACACGCCUGAGGUUGGGCCAAGUCAUCAGUGACUGGCAUCGGUUGCUUGGCGAUCUCAACUUUGCGGCUGUGAGGGUGCUCAUGACUUUCUAUUCGCGCAAGGGAGACGUUGCCAAAGUCGAGAAUUACUUCAACGAUCUUCUCAGAGUCGCAGAUGGUGUUAACAGCGUCGACAUCUUUCGACCCUUGCUUGAAGUGCACGCUAGACGUGGAGAUGUGGACAAAACCCUUCAACACUUCAGCCGCAUCACGCAAGAGUUUGGCCUGCAGCCGGAUGUUGGUUGUUGGAACCUUCUCUUGCUUGCACACAUGAAGCAGGAUGAUCUCGAAGGCGCCUGCAAGCGCUUCGACGAAAUGGUGUGGUCCGGUGUUCAGCCAGAUGCUUACAGCUUCUCUGCAGUCUUGAACCUGAUGGCGCAGAGGGGUGAUGUCGAAGGCGUUAAAGAGAUGCUCGUGCUGGCUUCGGAAAUUGACGCGUCAAUUCUGCGAGCUGCUGAAGUUGUUGGUUACGUGGUAUCCGCUCAUAUCCAAAAUGACGAUAUUCCAUCCGCAGAAACCUUGGCCGAAGAGCUACGAAAGCGAAAAGAGGAUGGCCAUCUAACCGGUUCUCUCACUCCCGUUUUCAACAACCUCUUAACGGCCCAUGCUCUGCAAAGGGAUGUCAUUGCGGCGCGUCGGAUAUUCGAUCAUAUGCAAGAGCAUGACAUUCAAACUGACGCAUUUACGUAUGCUGCUUUGAUGCAAGCCCUUGCACUUGUCCACCAAACCGACGCCGCUUACAAGCUUCUCCGUAUCGUUCUCCCGCAAAAGCGAAUCAAGCGUCUUGCCCUACACUAUGCCAUUGUUAUGGCUGGAUUCAUCAAUCAGCGCAACUACAGGAAUGUGUGGUAUGUGGAUGAUCAUCGACGCAAAGAGGGUGUUCGCAGCACCAUGAGCACUCGCAUCGCUGCGAUUAAGGCUAGUACAUUGGCCGAAAUGCAAAUGCAGGCCGACAAGGGUAUGGAUCGAACGGCAUUGCUUGAGCGUACGGAACGCUUGUUGGCGGCUACGUUGCAGAAUAACGACCCAUGGGAACUGGCUAGUGAGCCGCAGACGGGUUUGGGAUUGACUUCCAUCUUCCAAGCUAACGAGUCUUACCUCGCCUUUGUCAUUAUGGCUUAUGGCAGUCGAGGAAGUUAUGAUUACGUCAAGCGCAUGUUUGAGGAGUAUAUGCAGAGGCAAAGGGACAAGAGAGGCGAUCCAGACAUUCAGCCACCUAUGCGCAUGCUGACGGCGUUGAUGCACACUCACCUUCGCAAUGGCAAGUAUGAAGAGCUUCAGGAAUGUUGGAACCUCGCUCUCAGUCAAGCGUCGUACACAAUCUCUCUGCAUGCUCCCGUCAACGCCACCGAGGCGAGCAGUUUGUCUGCCAAGGAUCCCGAGACCGACGAGACUGCCGAGACGCUCAGGGAUGGCGAGAUGGCGCCUUCAAGGCGCCACAUCCUUUCUCGUCCAAUGGCGAUCUACAUCAGUGCUCUGCACGCUCAAGGCAGAUACUCAGACCUCAUCUCCACGACAACAUCGCUGCUCGGUCAUGGUUACACUUUCGACAACCACACCAUGAAUCUGUAUGUGCAAAUUCUUGCGCGUAGCGGACGUAUCGGUUCCUCCUUUGAUAUUUGCGAGGCGCGGCUGAUGCCGAACUGGCACGGCUGGAGGACAAAUUACCUUCUUAGGCGUCGCUACCAACGCACUCGCGGCUGGGACUACAUGGAUGUCCGGCCUAACAAGACACCGAGGGGCGAGGUCGCUCCCGCCUACAGAACCAUGGUCAUGCUGGCGGCGGCCAUGAAAUGGGUGCGCAAGCGGGAUGCGCUGGGCCGCGCUAGGAGCUCUGAUGGCGAGAUUUUGAGCGAGGGUCUGCUACGGCUAAGAGCGCCAAUGACCAUCGCUGCUCUGGAGGAGAUGCCGUAUGUGGAGGAUGACUUGCAGGAUGAGUUCUUGAGAGAUGAGAUGGAUUGACGACCGAACGAAGCAUUCCGGGCACAAGCUGCGACAGGUGGCAGCAGUGUGUACCGUGUACAAAACGUGUAGAUCUCCUUUUCCGACGUUCAGAUUAGAGUGGACUACAAAAAGAAGGGGGGUGAGUAGACGGAUGAUAGGGUAUUUUUUUUAAAGGUGUUUUCGGAGCGCUGAGGUUUGUGGCUGUUUGUUUUCUUGUAGACCUGUAUGUAGGUUAAGUGUAAACGCUGUAAAUUUCUUGUUGAGCAAGCGGAAGGGAUACAUUGGUAGUUGAGUUAGCAUUGAUAAAUGAACUGGCUUGUAUAUGUGCCU
Aplosporella prunicola CBS 121167 is the source of this 4032-nucleotide messenger RNA. RefSeq lists its product as uncharacterized. The transcript is spliced from 2 exons. The coding region runs from base 193 to 3720 and encodes 1175 amino acids. Gene Ontology annotation, molecular function: protein binding. NCBI's taxonomy places the organism in Eukaryota, Fungi, Ascomycota, Dothideomycetes, Botryosphaeriales, Aplosporellaceae. The record is from RefSeq and is a predicted model, not a curated record.